Maudiozyma barnettii is the source of this 5643-nucleotide messenger RNA. It is a transcript of the gene FKS1, whose product is annotated as 1,3-beta-D-glucan synthase. Bases 1 to 5643 code for a protein of 1880 amino acids. NCBI's taxonomy places the organism in Eukaryota, Fungi, Ascomycota, Saccharomycetes, Saccharomycetales, Saccharomycetaceae. The transcript has a single exon. The record is from RefSeq and is a predicted model, not a curated record. Gene Ontology annotation, molecular function: 1,3-beta-D-glucan synthase activity. Gene Ontology annotation, cellular component: plasma membrane; 1,3-beta-D-glucan synthase complex. Gene Ontology annotation, biological process: fungal-type cell wall polysaccharide biosynthetic process; (1->3)-beta-D-glucan biosynthetic process.
AUGAGCUAUAAUCAGGAUCAGAACUAUAAUAGUAAUAACGGUAUGCCGCCGUCUGAUCAAAAUCAACAACAGGAUAUGUUGUACGAUGAUUAUGGUAAUCCUAUUAAUCCAGAUGCAGCUUAUUACCAAAAUGAUCCAUACUAUCAACAACAAGGUAAUCCGCAAAUGAAUAACGCAGGUGAUAACAUGGAAAAUUUCUCGGAUUUUAGUAGUUAUGGCCCUCCUCAACCAGGUACUCCCUAUGGCAACGGCCAGAGUGGAAUGGGGUAUCCUAUGGAUCCUCAAUCCAUGCAACAACCGAAUAAUAUGCAACAACAGCAGCAGUACACUCCCUCGCAAUUAUCCUAUGGUGAUGGUAUGAUGGGUGGCUAUGCUGAUUCCGGUGCGUCUACUCCUGGGAUGAUGUAUGAUCCAAAUGCUAUCGCGAUGGCUUUGCCUAAUGAACCAUAUCCGGCUUGGACUGCAGACACGCAAGCUCCUGCUACAAUUGAACAGAUUGAAGAUGUCUUUAUUGAUUUGACGAACAAGUUCGGGUUUCAACGUGAUUCCAUGAGAAAUAUGUUCGAUCAUUUCAUGGUCUUGCUGGACUCCCGUUCGUCAAGAAUGUCUCCGGAUCAAGCUUUGCUAUCGUUACAUGCCGAUUAUAUUGGUGGCGACACGUCAAACUAUAAGAAAUGGUAUUUUGCUGCUCAAUUAGAUAUGGAUGAUGCUGUGGGCUUUAGAAAUAUGAAUUUGGGAAAAUUAUCAAGAAAGGCUCGUAAAUGGAAAAAGAAGAAGAAGAAGGAAAUAAAAGAAGCUGUAGAGAAUGGGGAAAACACCGAAGAAACUUUGGAAAAAAUCGAAGGUGAUAAUACUUUGGAAGCAGCUGAUUUUAGAUGGAAGGCAAGAAUGAAUGCGUUGACUCCUUUGGAACGUGUUCGUCAAAUCGCUUUGUAUCUGUUGAUAUGGGGUGAAGCAAAUCAAGUUAGAUUCACUUCCGAAUGUCUUUGUUUCAUUUAUAAAUGUGCUUUGGAUUAUCUGGAGUCGCCUCUAUGUCAACAACGUCCCGAUCCAAUCCCCGAAGGUGACUAUUUGAAUAGAGUCAUCACCCCAUUAUAUCGUUUCAUUAGAAAUCAAGUCUAUGAAAUCGUCGAUGGCCGUUACGUUAAACGUGAAAAGGACCAUAAUGAAAUUAUCGGGUACGAUGAUGUUAAUCAAUUGUUUUGGUAUCCUGAAGGUAUCAUGAAAAUCAUCUUCGAAGAUGGCACUAAAUUGGUAGAAUUACCUGCAGAAGAACGUUAUUUAAGAUUAGGUGACAUUGUUUGGGAUGAUGUGUUUUUCAAGACUUUCAAAGAAACAAGAUCUUGGUUACAUAUGGUCACUAAUUUCAAUCGUAUUUGGAUCAUGCACGUCUCAAUCUAUUGGAUGUACUGUGCUUAUAACGCUCCAACGUUCUAUACUCAUAACUAUCAACAAUUAGCAAACAACCAACCGUUGGCUGCUUACAGAUGGGCUUCUGCCGCUUUAGGUGGUUCGGUCGCCUCUUUCAUUCAAAUAUUUGCUACCAUUUGUGAAUGGAUGUUUGUUCCAAGAAAAUGGGCUGGUGCUCAACAUUUAUCAAGAAGAUUUUGGUUCCUUUGUAUCAUCUUUGGUAUCAAUUUAGGUCCAAUUAUCUUCGUCUUUGCUUACGAUAAGGAUACUGUUUACUCAGUGGCGGCUCAUGCUGUCGCCGCAGUGACUUUCUUUAUUGCCGUUGGUACAAUUAUUUUCUUUAGUGUUAUGCCAUUAGGUGGGUUGUUUACUCCAUAUAUGAAGAAAAACACCAGACGUUACGUGGCUUCUCAAACGUUUACUGCAUCCUUCGCUCCAUUGCAUGGCCUAGAUAGAUGGAUGUCUUAUUUGGUUUGGGUCACUGUGUUUGCCGCUAAAUACUCAGAAUCUUACUACUUUUUGAUCUUAUCUCUAAGAGAUCCUAUGAGAAUCUUGUCCACUAUGGAUAUGAGAUGUACUGGUGAAUACUGGUGGGGUAACAAGACUUGUAGACAACAAGCUAGAAUCACUAUGGGUUUAAUGAUCGCUACCGAUUUCAUUUUAUUCUUCUUAGAUACAUAUUUGUGGUAUAUUAUUGUCAACUGUAUCUUCUCCAUUGGUAGAUCCUUCUACUUAGGUAUUUCCAUUUUAACUCCAUGGAGAAACAUCUUCACUAGAUUACCAAAAAGAAUCUAUUCAAAGAUCCUUGCUACAACCGAUAUGGAAAUUAAAUAUAAACCAAAGGUCUUGAUCUCUCAAGUUUGGAACGCUAUUGUCAUUUCCAUGUACAGAGAACAUUUAUUAGCCAUUGAUCAUGUUCAAAGAUUAUUGUAUCAUCAAGUUCCUUCUGAAAUCGAAGGCAAGAGAACCUUAAGAGCUCCAACUUUUUUCGCAUCUCAGGAUGAUAAUAAUUUUGAAACUGAAUUUUUCCCACGUAAUUCCGAGGCUGAACGUCGUAUUUCUUUCUUUGCUCAGUCAUUGGCCACUCCUAUCCCAGAACCAUUGCCUGUCGAUAACAUGCCAACCUUCACUGUGUUGACUCCUCAUUACGCUGAAAGAAUCUUAUUAUCCUUAAGAGAAAUUAUCCGUGAAGAUGAUCAAUUCUCAAGAGUCACCCUAUUGGAAUACUUGAAACAAUUACAUCCUGUUGAAUGGGACUGUUUCGUCAAGGACACCAAGAUAUUGGCUGAAGAGACUGCCGCAUACGAUAAUGACGAAAAUGAUCCUGAAAAGGACGAGGGUAUGAAGGCUCAAAUUGAUGACUUACCAUUUUACUGUAUUGGUUUCAAAUCCGCUGCUCCAGAAUAUACGCUACGUACACGUAUCUGGGCUUCCUUGAGAUUCCAAACUUUGUAUCGUACCGUGUCUGGUUUCAUGAACUAUUCUAGAGCUAUUAAACUGUUAUACCGUGUGGAGAAUCCUGAGAUUGUCCAAAUGUUCGGUGGUAACGCUGAAGGUUUAGAGAGAGAAUUAGAAAAGAUGGCCAGAAGAAAAUUCAAGUUUUUGGUUUCCAUGCAAAGAUUGGCUAAAUUUAAACCACAUGAAUUAGAAAAUGCGGAAUUUUUAUUAAGAGCUUAUCCAGAUUUACAAAUCGCUUACUUGGAUGAAGAACCUCCAAUCAAUGAGGGUGAUGAACCAAGAAUUUAUUCUGCUUUAAUCGAUGGUCACAGUGAGAUCCUGGAGAAUGGUCGUAGACGUCCAAAAUUCAGAGUUCAAUUGUCCGGUAAUCCAAUCUUAGGUGAUGGUAAAUCUGAUAACCAAAAUCAUGCUUUGAUUUUCUACAGAGGUGAAUAUUUACAAUUGAUCGAUGCUAACCAAGAUAACUACUUAGAAGAAUGUUUAAAGAUUAGAUCUGUUCUAGCUGAAUUCGAAGAAUUAAACGUUGAACAAGUUAACCCUUACGCUCCAGAAUUGAAAUACGAAGAGCAAACUACAAAUCACCCUGUCGCUAUCGUUGGUGCUAGAGAAUAUAUUUUCUCAGAAAACUCCGGUGUUCUUGGUGAUGUUGCUGCUGGUAAAGAACAAACAUUCGGUACAUUAUUCUCUCGUACAUUGGCUCAAAUUGGUGGUAAAUUGCAUUAUGGUCAUCCCGAUUUUAUCAAUGCUACUUAUAUGACUACAAGAGGUGGUGUCUCCAAGGCACAAAAGGGUCUACAUUUAAACGAAGAUAUUUACGCUGGUAUGAACGCACUAUUACGUGGUGGUCGUAUUAAGCAUUGUGAAUAUUAUCAAUGUGGUAAAGGUAGAGAUUUAGGUUUUGGUACUAUUUUGAAUUUCACAACAAAGAUUGGUGCUGGUAUGGGUGAACAAAUGCUUUCCCGUGAAUACUACUAUCUAGGUACUCAACUUCCUAUCGAUCGUUUCUUGACUUUCUACUAUGCGCAUCCUGGUUUCCAUUUGAAUAAUUUAUUCAUUCAAUUGUCUGUUCAAAUGUUUAUGUUGACUUUGGUUAACUUACACGCUCUUGCUCACGAAUCCAUUAUUUGUAUUUACGACAGAAAUAAGCCAAUUACUGAUGUCCUAUAUCCAAUUGGUUGUUACAACUUGUCACCUGCUAUUGAUUGGGUUAGACGUUACACAUUAUCCAUUUUCAUUGUUUUCUGGAUUGCCUUUAUUCCUAUUGUGGUUCAAGAAUUAAUCGAACGUGGUAUUUGGAAGGCAACUCAAAGAUUCUUCCGUCACAUCCUAUCUUUAUCUCCAUUAUUCGAAGUUUUCGCAGGUCAAAUAUAUUCUGCUUCUUUGUUAAGUGAUUUAACUGUCGGUGGUGCCCGUUAUAUUUCUACUGGUAGAGGUUUCGCUACAUCGCGUAUCCCAUUCUCCAUCUUAUAUUCUAGAUUUGCUGGUUCUGCAAUUUAUAUGGGUACUAGGUCUAUGAUUAUGUUGUUGUUUGGUACCGUUGCGCAUUGGCAAGCUGCUUUACUAUGGUUCUGGGCUUCUUUGUCCGCUUUGAUGUUUUCUCCAUUCAUUUUCAAUCCUCAUCAAUUCUCUUGGGAAGAUUUCUUCUUGGAUUACAGAGAUUACAUCAGGUGGUUAUCAAGAGGUAACAACAAAUAUCACAGAAACUCUUGGAUUGGUUAUGUUAGAAUGUCAAGAUCUCGUAUUACUGGUUUCAAACGUAAGUUAGUUGGUGACGAAUCUGAAAAGGCUGCUGGUGAUGCCAGUAGAGCUCAAAAGAAGAACGUCAUAUUCGCUGAGAUUUUCCCAACUGCCGUGUAUGCUGCUGGUUGUUUCAUUGCAUUUACAUUUAUUAAUGCCCAAACAGGUGUCAAGACUACAGAUGAUGAUACAGUGAAUUCCACCCUUCGUAUUAUCAUUUGUACUUUAGCACCUAUCGGUAUUGAUCUAGGUGUUUUGUUCUUCUGUAUGGGUAUGGCUUGUUGUUCUGGUCCAUUGUUUGGUAUGUGCUGUAAGAAGACUGGUGCUGUUAUGGCAGGUAUUGCCCACGGUGUUGCUGUUGUAAUUCACAUUGCCUUCUUCAUUGUUAUGUGGGUCUUGGAAGGCUUCAACUUUGCCAGGAUGUUACUUGGUGUUGUUACUUGUAUACAAUGUCAAAGAUUUGUAUUCCAAUUGAUGACCGUAUUUUUGUUGACUCGUGAAUUCAAGAAUGAUCACGCCAAUACUGCUUUCUGGACAGGUAAAUGGUACGGCAAGGGUCUUGGUUAUGCAGCUUGGACUCAACCAACUAGAGAAUUGACUGCUAAGGUUAUUGAAUUAUCAGAAUUUGCCGCAGAUUUUGUCUUGGGACAUGUUAUUUUAAUCUGUCACUUACCAUUUAUCUUGAUCCCACAAAUUGAUAAAUUCCACUCUAUUAUGCUGUUCUGGUUAAAACCAUCUCGUCAAAUCCGUCCUCCAAUUUACUCUUUGAAACAAGCUCGUUUACGUAAGCGUAUGGUUAAGAAGUAUGCAUCAUUAUACUUCUGUAUUUUAGUCAUUUUUGCUGCCUGUAUCAUCGCUCCAGCUGUUGCAUCUGCAUAUGUUCCAAAGGAAAUUGGUAAAUCACUAACCGGUGUUGCUCAUAACUUAUUCCAACCAAGAAACCAAAGUAAUAAUGAUACUGGUGCACAAAUAUCUACCUAUGUUAGUCACUGGUACACACAUACACCAAGUAUAAAAUCCUGGUCUACUACUAAAUAG